AUGGACAGAAGGUCUGCUAGAAUAAAAGCAGAGUUAGAAAGAUAUGGUUGGAGAGUUUCGAAGAAGUUUAAAUAUAGGAAGGGAAGACCCAUAAAAGUCUAUGACAAAUUGUCUGGUCUUCGCUACGAAAUGGAUUUGGAAACAGCACGUGCCAAUUAUCCAAACAGAUUAGAGAGGUUAGAAGAAGAACGUCUUAUGGACAUGCCUUUCGAUGUUAGUGAACCUCAAGUUGAAGGACACGACGGCUUUGCCAGAUUCUACUGGAAACAUGACGAACAAUUGCAUCCUUUGAGAAGGAAAAAAGGAAAAGGUGAAGACGCACAUGCUCCCAUGGAAAGAACAAGAUAUGCAUAUGAGAAGUAUCGUGAAGUUAGAAGUCAAAUUACAUCUGGUCGAACCUUUACAGUAAACUUUGACGAAGGAAAGAACAAAGAAGGCUUCAUGGGUGUACUUGCUGCCAUACAAGACGGAAAUAAGAAAGGAUACAAUCUCAGAUUGACCAUAACAGAUUUGGAUGGUCACAUUUACUAUGCACAUGGCAAUGUCACAACAGCUGCAAUGCUUCUUGACGCUUUCAAGACUACAAAGAGAGAACAAAUGGUUGACUCCGACUCAGACAUUUUGAAUGCAAUUGAAGGAAUUGCAAGUGUCAAGUUCGAAUGGUACCAACCUAACCCUCAAGCAGUCAGACAACAUGCUGGAUACUUCCCGUUCAUAAAUAAGUCUGACAUUGACUUGACAAGGUAUGGAAUUUACAAUUCAAUUGAAACAAUUGUCAAUGAACCUUGUAUUCUUACAUGUCUCAGGAACUCUGGUCUUGUUACAGAUGAGAAGAUGAAGUAUCUUGAGUCAUGUGUGAAGACAAGGUACAUUCUCAGAGGUCAAUUGGCAAAAAUUGCACCGUUGGCAAAUGUCAAUAUCCGAGUCAACAUACCUACAGCUAAAGGUUCUUCACAUGACGACUAUGUUGUUGAGUUCAAUUUACCAUGG
Molecule: messenger RNA, 990 nt
Organism: Trichomonas vaginalis G3
Lineage: Eukaryota; Parabasalia; Trichomonadida; Trichomonadidae
Exons: 1
Source: RefSeq, a predicted model, not a curated record